UUUAUAAGAUCUAUGAGGGAUAGACCCCCUCCUCCCGCCGCUACAGGUCCCGCAGCACUGCAAGUAGCUCAUGUCCGAAAGAAGUCUUCCAGCCUUAUGGGCUUCUGUAUAGUCGCUGCCCUAGGCAAAUCUCGAGAACCGAAUCCACAGUGAUCCGUGCAUUUCGGCGGAGUAUAGCAUCAUGGUCACAUUUACGCAAUCGAUACCACAUCGAACACGGAUAUCAAAAUCACAUCAUGACCCUCACGCUCGUCGAUCUAUCAAAGGGGAAGCGUUCGCACGCAAAGUACCAGAAGAGAGGUUGCAGAUAGAUCUGGUCGAUCUUGAUGAUUUGCGCGAUCCCAUCAAGAUAGGUACACGAGAGACAUCGCGGUUGCAUCACGUCGCGGCUUUCCUGAAGCGACGCUAUGGCGAUGACCAAGAUGAAGAGCCGAUAUUGGAGGAUGCGCAGAUAAUCUUCUACUGGAUGGACAAGUGUCUUUUAGGAGAUGAGAUUCCGGGCGGAAUAUCUAGACUGCACUACCGUGCGCUCGACCAAAAUGCAGAGGACGAUGACGAUACCGAUGCUGCCCUGAAGUUUAUUUGGAGCACAAAUAUAGAUUUUGAUGCAGAUCAACUUGUCAAAAUUCAGUGUGCUCUUGGAAAAGGAGGGACUAUCGGGAGCUUGAGGAGCGCUUUUGCUUCUGUUCUGGAGAUUGAGGAUGCGAACAGAAUUGUGAUCUCUGCGCGGGGCGGCUUGCGACCAGGCCUACUCCAAGGGAACAACUGGCAGGUCAACAAAAUCAAAGCUUGGCUUUGCCGCAAGAUAUGGAUAGACAUAGCACCACCCAAAAACUAUAUCGUCCUAAGGGGGGUGAACGAAGAGUAUAUCUACCACCCACCUCUUAUGGGCCAUUACCACUCCACUGACUUUCGCACACUUCGGGAUUGGCUUUUGUCGCGGAUCAUCACGAAUGUGCACUGUCGUGCAUCGAGUCGCCUCAAGGUGGAUACAGACGAUGUUACAAUGGUCUGCAAAGGCAGGAUCUUGACCAAGCGUGGACGUAUCAGCUCUGGCCAGGUCGUCGACUUUGAACUCACACGAGAAGUGGCAGAUAAAUUCAUCGCGGAAGAGGCGUGGCUGGUACCGGAAACCGAGAAUUGUGCAGUAUGCAGCGACGACAAGAGGGUUUCAGAGAUACCAAGGCACGUCACCAGGUCAUGCGAACACAAGUCAAAUACUUGCAAGGACUGUGUCGGUCAAUGGAUUACCUCGAGUAUGGAGACUCUUGCGUGGGACCGAUUGAAGUGUCCAGAAUGCCCACAACUUUUGCAGUUCGAUGAUGUCAGGGCUUUUGCCAGCCCGGACGUAUUCGUCAGGUAUGAUACAUUAGCAAUGAAGGCCGCUGUCGCAAACAUUCGUGAUUUCAAGUGGUGUCUGAACCCACGUUGCGACUCUGGGCAAAUAGUCCGAUUCGGUUGUGAGAAACUCAAAUGUCAUAGCUGUAAAGCACUGUCAUGCGCUCAACACAAUCUGCCAUGGCAUAAGGGAGAGACUUGUGAGGAGUUCGAUAAACGUAAUCGAAAGCAGAGGAAGGGCGAAAGAGCCUCGGAGAAAAAGGUCAAGGACAUCACAAAGCCUUGUCCACAAUGCCAGAAAGACGUAUAUAAGUUCUCAGGCUGCGAUCAUAUCACCUGUGUUUGUGGGCAUGAAUGGUGCUAUAUCUGCCUCGAGACAUAUUACCGCGAUAGGAGCAGCUUCCUUCAAUGUAAGCACAAGCAGGACUGCAAGUACUUUGAGAACCCACCGAACUACGAAGGGGGUCGUGCUUUCAUGCCAUUUUUGAACCACAUGCGGGAACAACGCAACAAUCAGGAUUGGCAAUUUGCACCUCCGCCUCCUCCACGUCCACAACCACCUGGCCUUGACGAGUGGCGACGACGACCUAUACCGGCGAAUGCCAAUCCGUUUCAACCUCAGCCAAGACCAGCACAACCGCCAGCUAACGAGGACGAGCAUGCUCGAACUCAGGCCUGGAUCGAUACAAACCCUUUACAGUUUCUCAUGGAAGAUUUCUUAGAGCCAGGCAACAACGUGCAGCUUCAUAUCAAUCAUGUGAGGCGAGGAGCCUUCGAUCAUGGAUUCCUGGGAGCCGCUGCCCUGUUUACGAUGGAACAAUUGGUGCAAAGGACGAGGUGAUGAAGUUUACGACAUCAUGACUAUUGCAUAGUUUUCUUUGCUUUUCAUACAAGGUGACUGAAAGAUGGGUUAGGGCAACCUUGGCAUUCGUACUAUAUCAUUGUGUUUAUUUCUCUUGUAAACUACAAAUC
Truncatella angustata is the source of this 2310-nucleotide messenger RNA. RefSeq lists its product as uncharacterized. Gene Ontology annotation, biological process: ubiquitin-dependent protein catabolic process; positive regulation of proteasomal ubiquitin-dependent protein catabolic process; protein polyubiquitination. NCBI's taxonomy places the organism in Eukaryota, Fungi, Ascomycota, Sordariomycetes, Amphisphaeriales, Sporocadaceae. Gene Ontology annotation, molecular function: ubiquitin conjugating enzyme binding; ubiquitin protein ligase activity; zinc ion binding. The transcript has 3 exons. Gene Ontology annotation, cellular component: ubiquitin ligase complex; cytoplasm. The record is from RefSeq and is a predicted model, not a curated record. Bases 182 to 2179 code for a protein of 665 amino acids.